Molecule: messenger RNA, 1089 nt
Organism: Trypanosoma conorhini
Lineage: Eukaryota; Euglenozoa; Kinetoplastea; Trypanosomatida; Trypanosomatidae
Exons: 1
Coding region: 1-1089 (362 amino acids)
Source: RefSeq, a predicted model, not a curated record
AUGAAGAAUGUGGAGUACAAGCUGGCACGCCUUGAGGAGCAGAAUGCGUCGCUUCGGCAAAAGCUGCGACACCAGGAGAAUGAGAUCAGUCGGCUCUCCGUGCGUGAGUCGCAACUGAAGGAGACGCGGCGGAUGCCUCUGCUCCAGAAGCGUCUUGACGCGGCACUCACUGAGCGCGAGGAACUCGAGUCUCGCCUUGCCGAGGCACGCGGCAGUGAGGCGAGGCUCUUGGACGAAGUCAACCUCCUGCGGAUGUUCGUCAAACUGGGCGAGAACCCGGAACUCGCGGAGACGGCGCGCCAGUGCGUCAAUCAUCAGCGUAUCCAAGAGGAGCUGAAGGCGCUGGGUGAGCAGCUAGGCUGUAUCGCGACCGAACGGGAGGAGUACAAGAAGCGGGCAAUUCUUUCCUGUGAAGAGGCAGAGUACUACCGUGCUCAGCUAAAUGCGUCAUGUGAUGAGAAAAGUAAGUUAGAGACCUACAUAAAAAAGCUGCUUGCCGAACAGACGAUGCCAUCAACGGUAGCUCCCUCGUCUGGUUGCGGGGUGGUGAAGGGAUCUUCUUCCUGUGGUGUGGACGCAGCGGCGGGAAAAGAAAAGCUUGAUAUAGAUGACAUGCAGCAGCUACGGCGAAGUCUUGAAGAGGAAAGGGCCCGCAGCGAAGCUCUGCAAGAGACUAUAGAUGCAUUAUACGAACAGCAACGGAGGCAACGGCGCUCCGGUUCGAAAGAGUGCCGAAUUGUUGGUCCUCCAACCCUCAGCAACGAAAACGACGACGCUUGGCAGGGUGCAGCGGAUACAAGCAUACCUGCCUUGCGGCAGCAACUUGCCUAUGCGGAGGGUGAAUGUAGGUUGGUAAUGAACAGAUGGCGUGCGCUUAGAGAACAAAACAAGAAGCUGCUCUCGCGUAUUGCGGAAGUCGAGCUCGCGGAGGCCACGGGCCGCGGUCAACUUCAUCGACUUUCAAUAAAGUGUGAACAAUUGAGACGUGAACUUGUAUUUGUUCGACAAGCGCGAUCCCUGGCUCCCCAUCAUCAGGAAGAGCCAAGACGCGAUGAGGGUUUCAAAGCCGGGAUCGGCUUGGCACAGUGA